GAGACAGAUGCCUCUAAGUCUCGCAAAUCAGAUCACUAUAGAGAAGACGCCCAGUUAUUACGUCACACCUGGAGUGGCGGCACGUGUCUACAAUAUGUCGCGUCACGUGAAACUAAUCAUUGCUGUCCGUGAUCCGGUGACUCGAGCUAUUUCUGAUUACACACAAGGCAUUAGUAAACAAAAUGGCGGCAAAACGUUCGAGGAUUUGGCUUUUAUGAACGUGACCACGGGCCUCGUGGACACUUCUUGGAGCGCCAUCAGGAUUGGACUGUAUGCCAAAUACUUACAAAGAUGGCGUCGGUUCUUCCCAACUUCCCAGUUCCACAUCGUGAGCGGAGAAAAGUUGAUCUCUGAUCCUGUGGGUGAAAUAGCCAAAGUGCAAGAGUUUCUUGGGUUGUCUAAGCUGGUGGAUGACUCUUGUUUCUAUUUUAAUGAAACAAAAGGAUUUCCUUGCAUGAGAAGCCGAACCAAGACUCAUUGUCUCGAUAAAACAAAAGGUCGAGUCCAUCCUAAAAUUAACCCUAUUUCCAUUCACAGAUUACAAGAUUUUUACAGACCGUUUAAUUUGAAAUUUUACUUCUUUGUUGGGCAAAAUUUUGGUUGGACCUAAAAAAUGAUCUUCGUAUAAACCGCAUCUGUGAUAAACAUUAAGCUGUGCUUAUAAUAAUGAUCGUAACAACUGUUUGUGUAAAAACAGUAACCUUACUGAAUACUUGUUUUACGCUAAGCUGUACAUAAAAUUUAGGUGUAAAUUUGUUUUGUUUCGUUGUUGAUGAGGACAAAGCUAUAAAAUGUGUUAUUUAUGUUCUCCCACACCACGACUUUUAGCCUCGUAAGCCUAGUUUUACCGCUGGGCCAUUGGGGGAGGGGAUAAGGUUUGUUUUGUGAAAGUUCAUUUAUAGCUAACCGAGGGCUAUUUGUGCUAGCCGUCCUUAAUUUUGAAGUGAUAGACAAGAGGUAAA
Messenger RNA from Limulus polyphemus (Atlantic horseshoe crab), 962 nucleotides. RefSeq names its product heparan sulfate glucosamine 3-O-sulfotransferase 3B1-like. Lineage: Eukaryota; Metazoa; Arthropoda; Merostomata; Xiphosura; Limulidae. The annotation marks the transcript as partial. The transcript has a single exon. The record is from RefSeq and is a predicted model, not a curated record. Gene Ontology annotation, molecular function: [heparan sulfate]-glucosamine 3-sulfotransferase activity.